Molecule: messenger RNA, 594 nt
Organism: Prorocentrum cordatum
Lineage: Eukaryota; Dinophyceae; Prorocentrales; Prorocentraceae
Source: the annotation of a GenBank genome assembly
AUGCGGCUUGGCGCCCAGCCAUACGUGCCGAACGAGCUGGAGGCCCACGUGUCGGGGGACGGCGCGGGGGACGAGCAAGACGAGGGGGUCGCGGCCAGCGCCGUGGCAGAGCUGGGCGGAAGUGCGCGAGCAGGAGCGCGCACACUGCGGCGCUCAGGUGCCGCGCCGUGCGCUCUGGACGACGAGGCCGACGGCGACCGCGGACCCGUGCUUGCCGAGGGAACGAACGAGGCUGUGUUCGACGACGACGUGCAGGAGAGCGAGGAGAAGCUGGGCAUCGGGGGGGCCUCUGCACUGGCGCGGAGGCCUGCGGUACGGUACGCGGCGCUGGACGGCGACUCGGCGAAGCCCGACGUCAGCGGCCACAGCCUACCUGCGGAGUACGACGGCGGCGAGGAGAGGCCGCCAUCCAAGGGGCUGGACGACGAGUCCGACGGCGGGCACGACGCGGUGCCCAUCGACAGGAAGUUGCAUCGGUGUUGCUUCAGCGGGGGCGCGGAGGCGGGGGUCGGGCGACGUGAUGCUGGACGGCGACGUGUUGGAGCCCGACGUUACCAACGACAGCCUGCCUGCGAACUACGACGGGGUGGUUGA